This is a messenger RNA of Geodia barretti, 1228 nucleotides long. The record is from the annotation of a GenBank genome assembly. NCBI's taxonomy places the organism in Eukaryota, Metazoa, Porifera, Demospongiae, Tetractinellida, Geodiidae.
GUUUUGAGUGCGUUUACCUGAGUGCGUUUACAGCUAGUUUAGCGUCUCGAUCGCCCUUGAAAGACUCAACAUGGCAGGUAGACUGGCGAGAUCUCUCCUCCAGAGAAGGUUCGGAAGCUCUCUGCAGCGGCUGCCAGUGAGACUGGCCAGUGGAGAGGCCUACGUACCUGAGAAGCCACCAGUGGAAGGGAAGACAGAGAACAUGAAGUUGGUCCAUGCCAUAAACAAUGCUCUUGACAUCGCCAUGGAGACUGACUCCACUGCAGCCAUAUUUGGGGAAGACGUGGGGUUUGGAGGAGUCUUCCGCUGCUCUGCUAAUCUCAGAGAUAAAUAUGGCAGUAACAGAGUGUUCACAUGUACAAUACAGGUCACGAUUGGAGCAGGUGGACGUAUUAAAGUGUCAGACUUUGGAAUGGCCGUAGAGAGAGGUUCGGAGGGUUACUAUCGAGUUGCCUCUGGGAAGACGGAGAAAGUUCCAGUCAAAUGGAUGGCUCCAGAGAGCAUUGAGGAUCACAUCUACACCCACAAGACUGACGUGGGGCUUUAACAAUUCUUGGAGAAGCAUGAACCUACAAAAAGAGUUGCAUACAAAUUAUGUGCAGUUCACUAAUUUUAGACCGCAGUCACGCGCAAUUGACCAAUCACAUUACAGAAUUGCGGGGGGGUUUAUUUUUCAUAGACACCUCGUUUCAGGUGUCUAAUGGCGUUUGCAGGUGGUCUACAGCAAACUCCCCGUACAAAAUGGCUAUUCUCAAAAGUCGUUAUCUGCGCAAACCGGCCGAUUCCGCGUUCGGUAUAUGUAAGUGUAGAAGGCGCGACUGGCAAAGUAGCUCUUUUAAAAUGCGUAGUGCACCUGCAAGAAGUCUGUGGACAGUCUCCGGAGCUCGCGAAAGUCAGAAAUCACGUCAAUAUUCCACGAAAAAAGCGUCGGCUUCUUCAGCUCUGGCGAUACACAAACACAUUGGGCCGUUGCCGUGCGUUGCUAACCCUUUCAAACGCGCACCACCAAUGAGGGCGUUUUAUGAUUAGACGUAACGAUUUUUGACGGGGGCGGGGGGCUGUCUCCUCGGAGUCUCACACGUAAAAAAAAAAGAGCGUCUUGUUCCAUCCGAAGGUAAGGAAUGAGGAAUGAGCGCAGCGUUGCUAGCUUGUUGCUACCCAUUUGAACGCGCAAACACCAAUCAGAUACUCCGGUCUAAACCGGUUAGACGCGGAAGCUCGGUUGUCU